CUGCUGCCUGCUCCACAGGUGUCCAUUGAUCUGACAGAGGAAGUGGGAGAAGAGAAUGUGGAGAACAUCAAUCCAGGAACUUCAGAAGAGCAUAGGCAGGAAUCUGAUGCUAACCCUACCAUCCGAGUGUCUUCAUUGCACUCAGUGAGCAGCUUCAUUAAUGGGCUACAGAGACUUCAUGGCAUGCUAGAAUUCCUGAGACCCCCUUCAGACUACAAUGUGGGGCCAGUAAGAGCCAGAAGGAGGAGAGGGACUGCUUCACGCAGAGCGAGAACCGGAGGGUCUCAGAGGACGGACAGUGCCAGGUCCAGAGCACCACCGUUGGAUGCUUACUUUCAAGUGAGCAGGAGCCAACCUUCUUUGCCAACUACUUCUCAUGAUUCAGGGGCUAGCAAUCCUGUAUCUGAAGACUUGCAGGUACCAAGUAGUUCUGAUUCUGACAAUGAAAGUUCCAUAGAGUAUGAAGAGGUGGUUGUGCAGGCAGAACCUGAAGCUGCCAUUUUGGAAGAACAACCAGGAGGUGUUUCAGCAGAGCAAGAAGUUAUAUGUAGUGGUGGAAGAGACACAUUACCCAAGCAGCAGUCUCCCCAGAAGUGCAGUUCGCUGCUGCCUUCAGCUUCUACAGAUGAGGAAGAAGAAGGGGACACUUGCACAAUAUGUUUAGAACAGUGGACUAAUGCUGGGGAUCACCGGCUUUCUGCUUUACGCUGUGGGCACCUCUUUGGGUUUAGGUGCAUUUCUAAAUGGCUCAAAGGACCGACACGAAAAUGUCCCCAGUGCAACAAGAAAGCCAAGCACAGUGACAUUGUUGUCCUUUAUGCCCGAACCCUGAGAGCUUUGGACACUAGUGAACAUGAGCGCAUGAAAAGUACCUUACUACAGGAGCAGAUGUUAAGGAAGCAGGCAGAGUUAGAAACAGCACAGUGCCGGCUCCGACUUCAAGUCCUCACUGAGGAAUGCACUAAGCUUCAUAAUCGUGUCAAGGACUUGCAAAAACUUAUUCUGCAACAUCGGGAUCAGAUCUUAGUGAGCUCCCAAGGACAAUUCCUAAGUGGCUCGCCCUCCAAACUGCCCGAGCACAAGUACUAUUUCCAGAAGACCUUCACAGUGUCUGAGAGUGGAAACUGCCGAAUUAUGACCUACUGUGAUGCUCUGAACUGCCUGGUGGUGUCACAACCUUCUCCUCAAGCUACCUUUGUUCCAGGCUUUGGUGUUAAGAUGUUCAGUACUGCCAACAUGAAAAGCAAUCAGUACAUUCCCAUGCAUAGCAAACAGAUCCGAGGACUGGCUUUUGGCAAUCAGUCCAAAGGCUUACUUCUCUCUGCUUCCCUAGAUAACACUGUUAAACUGACCAGCCUGGAGACAAAUACGGUGGUCCAGACUUAUAAUGCUGGACGUGCUGUCUGGAGCUGCUGCUGGUGUCUUGAUGAAAACAAUUACAUCUACGCUGGACUGGUCAAUGGUUCAGUUCUGGUAUAUGACCUUCGAAACACGAGUUGUUAUGUCCAGGAAUUAGUACCUCAAAAAGCCAGAUGCCCACUGGUGUCCCUGUCAUACAUACCCAGAGCUGCCUCGGCUGUAUUUCCAUAUGGUGGAGUGUUGGCUGGAACCUUGGAGAAUGCUACCUUCUGGGAGCGAAAAACGGGCUCUUCUCAUCAGCCUCACGUGCUGCCCAUAGAGCCAGGGGGCUGCAUAGACUUUCAGACAGAAAGCAGCACCCGACACUGUCUUGUGACCUACAGGCCUGAUAAAAAUCACAACACUUUACGGAGUGUUCUGAUGGAGAUGUCCUACAAGCUGGAUGACGCUGGAGAGCCAGUCUGCUCCUGCUAUCCUGUACAGACAUUCCUUGGGGGGCGCACUUGCAAACUACUGACCAAAAAUGCUCUUUUCCAAAACCCAGAGAAGAGUGGCAGCAUCCUGGUGUGUAUUGGGGAUGAAGCAUCAUAUUCUGCCCUGGUAUGGGAUGCUAGCAGCGGCUCCUUGCUGCAGGGUCUGCCGACUGAUCAGCCUGUCUUGGACAUCUGUCCAUUUGAGGUGAACCAUAGCAGCCACGUGGCUACCUUAACAGAGAAGAUGGUUCAAAUCUAUAAGUGGGAGUGACCAUGGUCUUGAAACUUACAUUGCAUUGCCACUGGUUAAUGUUCAAUGUUGUUUGCUAGCAUCUACUAGCCUUGAGCAAGAUCCCUCCUUAUUGUCUGGCCUAGAAUUUUUGGGAACAUGAUUCCUUUGGUUUAGUAUGAUUGUAAGACUCCAGUUACUAAAACUACAGAUUGUGUAUUAUGUCCAUCAAAAGAGUAAGUGACUGUUAUUGUCUACAUUGUCCAUUUCUUGGGUUAAAAGCCUUCAUGAAUCUUUGUGGAGAAUCGAUACUUUCAUUCAAACUGUUUGUUGGACCGCAGAGAGUAUCUUCCCAGCAGUCAUUUAGGAUAUGAUUGUGCACCAGCCAUGUUCUAGGCCCUGUUUGAGUGGUCUUGUCACAUGGGCUAUUUGGUUUGGGAAUGCUUAUGUCCCUAAAGGGACACUAACCAUUGUAUGCAAGUGGAUGCAGAAUUUUUCAGUUGAACACAAGAGGGCAUUAUAGAACCUUGUGUAGGAUUUUAUCUAUUUCUGACCUUGUGGGCUGACAUUUUAGUAACUCAGUCUCAUCCCCAUAGAAGCGUGUGGUAGAGCACAUCUGGUCUACUUUGUGGCAGCUACGGUUAUAUUCCAGUUGUGCAGUUGCUAGAAUAUGAGCAAGCUCUAUGAUGGAGGCAGCUGUAAUGAGCUAUUGACAACUUUCCUAAUGCUGAAGGCAUUCAGUUCAUUGCAUUGUGAGAGCCACGGAAAGAGGCCAGUUGUUGGAGCAGUGGGACGACAUUUUUGUAGCCAGCCUAAGAUCUCAGGGAGAGUUUUAUACAAACCAGUGCUUUGAAGACCAUUCCUUUUCCCUCUCAUUAGGAAAAGAUGAGCAAGCAAUAUGUUAAAGCUCUUGAAUCUCUUAGUAUCAUAUUAGGAGUAAUGGGCUAAUUUUGCAAAAGAGACUGACAAAAGAGAAGCUGCUCAGACUGCUGCUGAAAAUAGGAGAAGGGCCUGUCACUUUCAGUUCUGAAAGUUCCCAUCUGAAUAAAGCCACCCCUUCGGAGUGAGAGGCUAUUCUUGAGCAUGUUUAGAAUUCCCAUGUAAAGCCUUCCCCAUGUGAAAAUGAUGUCUGAUUCCAGGUUUCAUUCAUAUAUAUAUAUAUGUAUGUGUAUAUAUAUGUAUGUAUGUAUAUAUAU
This is a messenger RNA of Myotis davidii, 3257 nucleotides long. RefSeq names its product ring finger and WD repeat domain 3 (gene RFWD3). Gene Ontology annotation, molecular function: ubiquitin protein ligase activity; protein binding. The record is from RefSeq and is a predicted model, not a curated record. Gene Ontology annotation, cellular component: site of double-strand break; nucleus. The transcript is spliced from 13 exons. Lineage: Eukaryota; Metazoa; Chordata; Mammalia; Chiroptera; Vespertilionidae. Gene Ontology annotation, biological process: protein ubiquitination; interstrand cross-link repair; double-strand break repair via homologous recombination. The annotation marks the transcript as partial.